Molecule: messenger RNA, 3456 nt
Organism: Dreissena polymorpha
Lineage: Eukaryota; Metazoa; Mollusca; Bivalvia; Myida; Dreissenidae
Product: heat shock 70 kDa protein 12A-like
Exons: 2
Coding region: 69-1826 (585 amino acids)
Source: RefSeq, a predicted model, not a curated record
GGCCGCCGUGCGCUUCAUUUUACCUGUUUGCGUUGAACAAAAUAAUUUGUGUGGUUACUUCGGUUAAAAUGGGUGGCCAGGUAUCUCAGCUUAAAGAAAAGGAACUAGAAGAGAAAUAUGGUGUAAUUGCAUCGAUUGAUUUUGGAACAAAGUAUAUGGGAUAUGCAUACAUGUUUACAAAACAGGAGUUUGGUUCAGAAGUUUACAAACCCCAGCAAUUGGAAAUGAAAAAAGAGCAUACAUGUAUUAUGCUGAAAAAAUAUUCAAAUGGGAAUUUCAAAUUAGUUUCCUUUGGAAAUGAAGCCAUGGACGAAUUUGUUAAUCUGGAAAGCCAAGAAAACGACGAUUUCUACUUCUUCAGAUUAUUUAAAACUGAUAUUGUUGCAAAAGAUAAAACACUGUUUGUUAAAGAUUACAAAAAGAGAGAGGUUGAUGCUCACAUUGUGUUUUCCAAGGUGUAUGAAUUUGUUCAAUCUAAAACACUUGAACAUUUGAAAAAUUCAGUGAAUGGUGCAGAGCGUAUACAAGGUGAUGAUAUAUUGUGGGUUAUCGCCAUACCUGCUACAUGGGGUCAUCAGUACAGAGAUUUUAUUCGAAAGGCUGCUGAGGAGUCAUAUCCUAACAUGGUGAUAGUGCUAGAGUCUGAGGCCGCGUCUAUGUAUAUCAGAAACAAACCUGUCAGUUUGAAGCAGGAGAAGAUAGAACCUUUUAAGGAUGGGCAAUGCUAUAUGUUGGUUGACAUGGGAGCCGGUACCAGCGAUAUCUGCACACACGAGGUUCUUAAAGGUGGGAAUUUAAUUGAAAUUUGCAGCUCUGCAGGAAUAUACGAAGGUGGUGAACGGAUUAACAAUGACUUUUUCAACAAGUUAAAUGAACUGUUUACCAAGGAAGUUGUGGAUACAUUCAGACUUGACGCCAUACGAUUUUACAAGCUCGAAAACGAAUUUGAAGGUAUUAAACACAAAUUCAAAUUCGACACUGACAAAGACUUUGUUCUCCUGUUGGAUGAAACACUUUUAACACUGUUUACAAAAACCACGCACAGAAAGUUUGAUAUACCUUCAAAAUAUAGCGAUGAAUUGGAGUUCAAAAACGGUGACCGCUUAUACAUGAAACCAAAGUUUAUGGCUUCCUUAUUUGAUCCAACUAUCAGUACCAUUACGUCAAAGAUACAGGAACAGAUAUGUGAAGUCAAACUUGUUCGAUAUAACAUUUGUUGUAUUAUUCUCUCUGGUGGUUUAUCCGAAUCAGAUUAUGUUUUCAAAAGCAUUUCGAAAACAUUCAGAAAAGAAACCAGCGAUAAAAUACCCGUUAUAUUGUCGCCAAAUGCACGGAACGCAGUGGUCGAGGGCGCGUUACAAAUGGGUCUGAAUCGAAAGGUUAUUGUUGGACGGCGUUCGCCUUACACGUAUGGAUUCUACUCAAUCAUUCCAUUUGAACAGGGCAAACAUCCAGAACAUCUUAAAGGUACCCACGACGGCAUCCCGCAGUGCAAGGGUGUGUUUCACAAACUUAUCGAGAAAGGGAAAAUAGUCCGUCUAGGAGAGUCGUUCGAUCGAACGUCGACAACGUAUUACAAGAAGGACAAACAUGUUAAACGAUGCAUGUCACUUUGGAGGUCUUUUAAAACAUCACCAGAAUACUGUACAACGGAAGAACAGUGCGAAAUUGUUGCACAAAUCGAUAUACCAACUCCUACAAAUGGUUGGCCCGAUAUCCUGAAUCAUAUUCAGCGUCUGAAGGUGUUGGAAAACGAGUUUAAACUCGAAUUUAUAAAUGAAGAUACAAAGGAAGAGUAUUCCACUGUGGUAAACUAUGCUUUAUGACGGUAUGGGAAACAGUGAAUAUAAGGUUAGUGGUGAAUAAAGCUUAUCAUGCGUGGCUUGGAACAUGAAAAGCAAGAUCAUUGACGCAUUGUUUAGUGAUUUAAACAAUUGUAAUAUAAAUAAUUAGCGUUUCAAAACUACUUGAUAAUUACAAACCGAUUACUGCCUAAAUAUAAUGUCUUUAUCAAAAAGCAUCCGUGUUCCAGUAUAUUUCUUUGUUAUUUGCUAUCAUGUUUAUAUGUUUAUGUUAGUGUUUAUUCCUUGACUCAUCUUUGUUUUGCUUUAUGCAAUGUAAUCGGUAAUUUCUAACAAUGUAAUCGUUUAUUUAAAAUGCCCCGAAGUAGGGCAUUUUGUAGUCAAAUUGUCAGUCUGUGGAUGGGUGUUGAGCAUGGUUCUUGAUUUUUCGUCCGGAUUGUGUUUCCGUUUUGUAACAUUUAGAAUGUCUGGAGAGCAUUUAACACUGAAGUAGAACUCACCAUAAUCAGAAGAUGUCCCACGUGCAAUUGACAUGCUCCUCAACGAAAGGUCAAUCUACUGUCUCAAGUUCAAUGGUAAUUAAUUUUCGUUUCUGCUCUUUCAUUUCUGUAACUUUGACAUGUUUGGGCGGAUUUUAAUAUUGGACUGUAGAUUAUUAUUCCUUACUAUCAGGCGGACAAUACCCACGUUAUUCAGUGAAAGGUCAAGGCCCGACUCGGAAAAAGGCCAUUAUCAUUAUUAAAUUUCAAACGUCACAAAUACCAUUUCCGCAAUAUGACUAUGUAACCUGCAGGGACUUUUAAUAUAACUUGGAUUUUUUAACGAUGACCACAAACUUUUCCUUAAAGCUCCUUUGCUCUUUUGUAAAAGGUAAAGAUAUUUUAACUUUUCAAUAUAUGUAUGGAUUUUAAUAUCAUUAGCAGUGCUAUUUCAUAUUACCAGACGAUAUGUCGCAUACAUCUCGCAUGAUCCUUAGUUAAAUAUCAAGACCAAAUUAAAGGUAAAAUGAAUUAUUUUCCUGUUUUGUUACUUUGUAAUUCACAUGAGGAUAUUAAAAUCACUCGGUUUAUUAAUGCUCAUUGGGUCAUUGUCGACCUGAAAUGGCCCAAAAGUCGACCGGGGGUGACUAGAAGCCGAUUCAUGUCACCCUGGGGUGACUUCAAGCCGACGCUAGUCAGUCCCGGGUGGCUAAAAUCGGCUUCAUGUUACCCCAGGGUGACAUGAAUCAGCUUGAAGUCACCCCAGGGUGACAAGAGUCGGCUUCUAGUCACACACGGUUGACUUUUGGGCCAUUUCAGGUCGACAAUAACCCAAUGAGCUUUAUUAUGCCUUAUUUCAGGUCGACAAUGACCCAAUGAGCUUUAUUAUUCCUUAUUUCAGGUCAACAAUGACCCAAUGAUCUUUAUUAUACCUUAUUUCCAAAUGAUGGGUAGCUCCUUAGUAACAGGUACAGGUAACAAUUCAAGGUUAACCGUAAUUAAUUUCCGCUCUGACACGUCUUAUCCCUUACGGGAUGUGUUCCAUACAAUUCUUAUGCUCCCAGGUGAAAGAUUUAAGCACUUUUUUUAGCUCAUAGGUUAUUACUUUUCUUUUCUGAUCGUUUACUUUUAAAUAUUAACUUGUGGAUUGUUCAUUGUUUAUAUAUAUAUGUUCU